Messenger RNA from Pangasianodon hypophthalmus (striped catfish), 7879 nucleotides. It is a transcript of the gene adcy1b, whose product is annotated as adenylate cyclase 1b. Gene Ontology annotation, cellular component: plasma membrane. The coding region runs from base 303 to 3635 and encodes 1110 amino acids. The transcript is spliced from 20 exons. Gene Ontology annotation, biological process: intracellular signal transduction; cAMP biosynthetic process; adenylate cyclase-activating G protein-coupled receptor signaling pathway. Lineage: Eukaryota; Metazoa; Chordata; Actinopteri; Siluriformes; Pangasiidae. Gene Ontology annotation, molecular function: adenylate cyclase activity. The record is from RefSeq and is a predicted model, not a curated record.
CCGACGUGCUUUUUAUCCCGACUCCACAUUGCGCAGGCGUGAUCCACUCCGAGGCGCUCGGUGCACAUUCUCCUCUCACUCGCACUUCUUCUUCUUCUUCUUCUUCUUCUUCCUCAUGUACAGACAGCAGGCAGGAACACAAACUCCCUCACGGCGCACUUUUAUUUCUCUCUCUCUCUCUCUCUCUCUCUCUCUCUCCGGAGGGAGUGUGAUGUGAUGCGCGCUCCUGCCGUCCCCUCCAAGACCGGAUCCUCAGUCGGUGCCUCCGCCACGCCGCCGCUCGGCUCGUGAAUGGCCCUGACAUGGAGGAAGUCCCGUUUCAGAAAGUCAAGACGCGGCGGAAGCGGAGCCGGCGCUGUCCGCCCGGUGUGCCCGUGACCGCCAUCGCGUGCGAGGACGAGUUCGACUGCAAGGAGCUCGAGUCGCUGUUCCGCACCUACAACCUGAAGCUGGAGCAGACCUCGGCGCUCAAGGCGCUCGCCGUGCUCGCGGCGCUGGCGUGUGCGCUCGCCGCGCUCGAGGCGCUCUCCGGCCCGGGCCUGGCCGUCGCCAAGGCGUCGCAUCCGGCGCACGGCGUCGUGUUCGCGUCGCUCUUCGUCGUGGCCAACGUCAAGUACCUGCGCGUGGGGCAGCUGCAGCAGAUCGUCAGCCUCACGCUGCUGUUCGCCUUCACCUUCGCGCUGCUCUGCUGCCCGUUCCCGCCCGUGGCGCCCGGUUCCCACGCGCCGGCGCCGCCGCCCGAGCACGGAGUCUGGCAGCUCGCGCUCGUCACCUUCGUGGCGUACGCGCUGCUUCCGGUGAGGACCCUGCUGGCCGUGACCUUCGGCAUCAUGGUGGCCAUCUCGCACAUCGUGGUCACGGCAACGUCGGUCACAGCCAAGACGCACAAGCUGUGGAGAGCGCUGGUGGCCAACACGGUACUCUUCACCAGCGUGAAUCUGUCCGGUCUGUUUGUGCGGAUCCUCACCGAGCGUGCUCAGAGAAAGGCCUUCCUGCAGGCACGCAACUGCAUCGAGGAGCGACUGCGCAUGGAAGACGAGAACGAAAAGCAGGAGCGACUGUUGAUGAGCCUCCUGCCCAGGAACGUGGCUAUGGAGAUGAAGGAAGACUUCCUGAAACCUCCUGAACGGAUUUUUCACAAGAUCUACAUCCAGCGCCAUGACAACGUCAGCAUCCUGUUUGCGGACAUCGUGGGCUUCACCAGUCUGGCGUCACAGUGCACAGCUCAGGAGCUGGUGAAGCUGCUCAAUGAGCUCUUUGGAAAGUUCGACGAGCUCGCCACAGAGAACCACUGCCGGCGCAUUAAGAUCCUGGGCGACUGCUACUACUGCGUGUCAGGACUGACCCAGCCCAAAACAGACCACGCCCACUGCUGCGUGGAGAUGGGUCUCGAUAUGAUCGACACCAUCACGUCAGUGGCGGAGGCGACGGAGGUGGAUCUGAACAUGCGUGUGGGUUUACACACGGGCCGCGUGCUCUGUGGCGUUCUGGGGCUCAGGAAGUGGCAGUAUGACGUCUGGUCCAACGACGUGACGCUGGCCAACGUGAUGGAGGCUGGGGGGCUACCUGGAAAAGUGCACAUCACUCGCUCCACGCUGGAGUGCCUGAAUGGUGACUACGAGGUGGAGCCAGGAAACGGGAGUGAGAGGAACGCCUUCCUGCAGAAACACGACAUCGAGACCUUCUUUAUAGUGCCGUCUCACCGCAGGAAGAUCUUUCCUGGACUGAUCCUUUCUGACAUCAAACCUGCCAAAAAGAUGAAGUUUAAAACGGUGUGCUACCUGCUGGUGCAGCUCAUGCACUGCCGCAAGAUGUUCAAGGCUGAGAUCCCCUUCUCCAACGUGAUGAACUGCGAGGACGGGGACAAGAGGAGAGUUCUGCGCUCAGCUCCGGAGAAGCUGCGUAAUCGGACCUCAGUUUCAGCCAACGUGACCCAGAGCAGCCCCGGCACACGGGUCAACCGCUACAUCGGCCGUCUGAUUGAGGCGCGUCAGACAGAGUCGGACACAGCUGACUUACACUUCCUCACGCUCAUGUACAAGUGCUCAGAGCGGGAGAGGAAGUAUCACCUCAUCCAUGACGAGUACUUCACCGGCGCCGUGGUGCUGUCACUAAUCCUCGCUGCCUUGUUGGGCCUUGUCUACCUUCUCAUCAUUCCACAGGGGACAGUAGUGUUGGUGCUGCUGGUUUUCUGCAUCUGUUUCCUUGUAGCUUGUAUCAUGUACCUUCAUGUCACUAGAGUGCAGUGUUUUCCCGGGUGCCUCACCAUUCAGAUCCGCACGGUCCUGUGCGUGCUAAUAGUGCUGCUAAUCUACGCUGUGGCGCAGGCGUGUGUGAUGGGCUGCAUGCCCUGGCUCUGGUCCUCCACCUCCAACACCUCUAUAGUGAUCAUAGACAUGGUGGGCGGAGCUAACCGCACCAUGCCGGAGCUACCGUGUGACGGGGUGCAGUACGCCUUACUGGCGUGUGUGGUAGCCACGGUUACCAUGGCGCUGUUCCUGAGAGUGUCCUGGCUGCCCAAGCUGCUCCUGCUGCUCAUGUUGGCCGUCAGCUUCAUCACCGUGCUGGAGCUGAGCGGAUAUCGCCGAACCGUGACCGGUGCGGGUGUGGGGUCACUGAACGUUCGCUCGUAUGAGCCCAUCCUCUCUCUGCUGCUGUUCUCCAGCGCUCUGGCCCUGCACUCACGCCAGCUCGAGCUCAAACUGCGCCUCGACUUCCUCUGGGCCACUCAGGCUGAGGAGGAGAGAGACGGUAUGGAGAAGGUGAAACUGGACAACAGGAGGAUUCUCUUCAAUCUGCUCCCAGUUCACGUGGCUCAGCACUUCUUAAUGUCCAACCCCAGGAACAUGGAUCUGUAUUACCAGUCGUACUCCCAGGUCGGCGUGCUCUUCGCCUCCAUUCCCAACUUCAACGACUUCUACAUCGAGCUGGACGGAAACAACAUGGGCGUGGAAUGCCUGCGUCUCCUCAACGAGAUCAUCGCAGAUUUCGACGAGCUCAUGGACAAGGAAUACUACAAAGACAUUGAGAAGAUCAAAACCAUCGGCAGCACGUACAUGGCAGCGGUGGGUUUGGUUCCCACGACAGGCAGCAAGGUUAAAAAGUCCACUUCGGCACACCUGAGCACAAUAGCAGACUUCGCCAUCGAAAUGUUCGACGUCCUUGAUGAAAUCAAUUACCAGUCUUACAAUGAUUUUAUCCUGAGAGUAGGUAUAAACGUAGGUCCAGUGGUGGCUGGUGUUAUCGGGGCUCGUAGGCCUCAGUAUGACAUCUGGGGCAACACGGUGAACGUGGCCAGCCGUAUGGACAGUACCGGAGUCCCGGGAAAGAUCCAGGUAACAGAGGAAGUGCACCGCCUGCUGCAGAACGACUACGACUUGGUGUGUCGCGGCAACAUCAGCGUAAAGGGUAAAGGUCAAAUGGUGACCUACUUCCUGGAGGGCAGGUCUCAAGGCGCGGGUCCGAGGGCACCUGAGCGCCGCAGGAGCACGUACGCAAUGGGCCGUGCUGCCAGGGUCGGGGUUGGAUCUGCACAAAGCUCCGCCCACAACCCCGCCCACGGUCGUCCUGCGUCUUAUAUUGUGCACGAGGAGGAUGGUGAGGAGGACACUGAAGAGGAGGAAGGAGAGGUUUAAGAUGAACAGGGGUGAAGAGGGAAAGAGUGUCAGUACGGAGCGUCAGAAACGGGCCGCUCCAUUAUCUUUACAGGAUUUUCUUCUGACUCAGUGGAGCGCCGACGAGCACGAGGCGUUCGGCCGCGAAGGUUUUACAAACUACAAGGAUAAGUCUGCGAUGAGAAAUGUGGAAAGAAGGAUCUGAACGAUGGAAUUUUGUCUUCCCUUUCUAAGUGAAUGAUCACCUGCUUCGGGUUUUAGCGACGGAAAUACUUUGUUCUUCUUUUCGGUGUUUAGAUUUCAAUCUGCACACUCGUCUUUUCCAAUCAGAGGCACGGCUGGGGAUUACAGACACCCUGUUUAGUGGGUGAUUUUUGUGCACACAUAAAAGGAACUCGUAAAGCUUAAAGUCGAUUAUUUACAAUAUUUACAUCAGGACUGAUUUUUUAUGUAUUAUAUGCCAAGACUACCUGAUCUGCUGUAAAUACUUAGAUGUUCUAUAAAAUUUGUGUACUUUUUGUAUGCUAAUCAGUGAGGUUGAGUGGAGCCGAGUGUGUAUGCAUGUGUUUCAGGUGUAAUGAAGAUAGCACAGAUGACAUUUUAAAAGCAAUUUAUCAAUGAAGCGAUAGGCUUUAUAGGCUUUUUUUUCCGUUGUUGUUGGUAAUUUCCGGAUCUUUGCGUAGCUGUUGAUUAAUCAGGGAGGGUGACCAGCACCCAAACUGCUCUACUUCAUUUGAUAUUUUUCAGGUUAUGCGACUUGCCUUGCUGCACCGACAACUUUUCUAACGUGAGAUUUGUGGAACUUUCUUAUCAGGGCACUUCUAUUAGACGUUAUAAACGGACUUAACACGAGUAGAUGCAAAUACAAGGACACACUCAGCACCAACGAGUUCAUAACGUCAAAGCUAACAAUGGACUAGGAACGCUAUAGACGUUCUCUGAUCCAUGAAGGAAGUUACGAUUACACAAUCUUCGGUUCAUCAUUGCAUUAAUUCAUGAAUAAAAUAAUCAUGAGUCAUGUAUCGCUGGUUUAAAACUUUGUUAACACAAAAAGGAAUAUUAGCAAAAAAAAGUACCAGUGAUGAUUAGCAUAUUCUGAAUUUUGGACCUAAUUUAGCUUUGUUUGUCUCUUGCUUUCUUCGAGGCAUGUUUUUGUGCUGGUCAUGAAGAAACGAAAGUGGGUUAGGAAAUAUUGGAGCGUACAGAGGGAACGUUUGCACUCCGAAGGCAAUGACGUCAUGUUGAGCGGAGUAUCUCACCCGUACACAGGUAUAUAAAGUCACAGGGUGCUUUCACAUCUGCAGUGUUUAUUCAUGUGUUCUCUGCCUCUGUGUGGUUCUUUAGACAUUUUGCAAUCACACUCAGACGUGGAACACAACAACCGGUCUGAGCGAGGUGGUCUCUUUCCACUUCCAAGUGAACCCUAGUGAGAAAGUGAUUUGACUCCGAAUUGAUUCGAUUAGAUGAAGUGAAUCAAACAUGCCAUGUGUUUUGGUCUGCAGUCAGGGUUGCCAUUUCUUAGUGAAAUUUCCGAAACCACAAAAAAAAUGGAAGAGUAAGUAUUUUUCUUGUUUUUGUCAACCUUUAUUCAGGAAACAAGUUCACCAUAGUGUGCACGCAUUUCUAAUUUGCAAUAUCUGCGCCAUGAACGUUAUCCACUCCAUAAUGUUAUUUCCAAAACAGAAAUCAUUCUGUACAUCACAGAUACACUGUCCACACUUGCACUUUCACACUGUUCCCUUCGUUAGCAGAAAUUGAUGAGAUUUAAUUCCAAUUAUUUGAUUUAAAACAGAUUUCGGAGGCUUUUUACUAUUUUAAAUCUCCCACGGACUUGCUUAUUCCUCCUACAACCUUGUUCCAAAAUCUAUAUCAGUUUGGUUUAAAGACGGCAACCCUGGCAACCCUGGUUACUGAGUCAAGCUGCUAGCCUGAGCCUCGAGGCGUAAACUGAGCCAAAAGACAGAGCUGUAGCACUGCAGAAAUGCCAUGCGGAGAUUCUGAAGAUCUGAAAGCACCCUUAGACAUUCUCAUUAACGUAGCACCGCAAUUCAGACACCAUAGAUCGCAAAGUAAGUGCCACAGAAUGUACAUUAGUAACUUUUUAUAUUAAUCCUCACCAGUACAGUAGUAACUUUAUACUAUACUAUAUGAUACUAUACUAUACUAUACUAUACUAGAACGGGACUGUAAGGCUGUACAGCUACAUGUUCUAAGUUGUUUAUGGACGCAAUAAGUUUCACUCUUGCCAAAUUUUUUGAAAGCGCAGUGUAAUUAGAAUAAACGGUUGUCAUUUUUAAGCAUUUGUCAAGCUUUUGUACCUUUUACAACUUUAGUUCACAGCUGAUUAAAGCUGCAGUACGUGAUAUUUUGGGAAUUUGGUUAGAUUUUCUGGUAGAAAUGGAAACUCAAUGAGUAUUUGAAGCGUGUAUGAGUAUUUAACAAGGAUGUAGAUAUCUGCUCUGAAAAUUCUGAAGAUAUAGAUGUCAUAGUUACACAGUCAUAAGGUUUUUUUUUCAUUUUUUGCGUUGUUCUUUUUUUGUGUAACACCUAAAUAACAUAACUGUACCUUGGGUGUUAGAAAAAUAUAAAUCAAACACAUAAAUAAAUCAAAUUAAAUUUCCGUAAUUAACAAACAAGCCAAAUAUUUGACCUUUUCAGCAGUGUACUCUUUCAAAUCUCUUUAAUUCCUGGUGAUCUGAUGCUCGAAUUCAUUUAUAGCUCAGAAACAAGAUUUAAUUUUUUCUUUAGCGCCACUGGAUAAUGGUGUUUCCAGCACGAAUGUACAUUUACUCUCCCUUUAAAUGUCUUCUGUUUAAUGCUGGUUUAACAACAGACAUUACAGUUUUUGUGCUUGAGGCCCAGCAUGCUAAAUGUAACAGAAGUGCUUAAUGAUAAUGGAAAUGGCAUCAAAUAAUGGUUAUUAUUGAACUUUUCAUAAAACUCAUUUUAACUCAUACACAUUUUCUAAUUAGCAAUCAUUUUUUCGAUCUCUAUAAUCACUCAUUCUAUAAUCUCCUGGUAUUUCGCUGUUAUUAGGAAAUGUGUGUGGAUAAGGUUACACAAGUAAGAAAUAAAACACUUAGUGUGGUGCUGUUACAGGAAAUUAAUCAGCAGUGAGGUGGGGCGAUGAACCAGAAAUAACCACAUGUCCCAAAAUAUUUUAUUCCUCUUAUACCACGGCAAUUUGCCAAUGAUUGCAAUUUUUUAAUUUGUUAAAGAAUGACACGUUACUUUUUUUUUUUAUCCAUUUAUAGUUACGCAUACUGUCGUGGAAUGCCUGCAAAACAAGUUAGUUCCUGUUCUCACUUACGUUAUAGCAGCUAUACACAGUCGUUCCCUCACCAGCGUCUCUUUUUUUCUCUUUCUUAAAGUUAAUACAACAAAAAACCUAGCAUGUCAUGUUACUGAGAAACCGGGAAGUGUAUAUUACAAAUAAUAAUAAUAAAAAAAACCUUCUAUGUUGACUGUUAGAAAGCACUGACACUGGAGACUCCUUCCGAAAAAUGUUAAAUAAACAUCUCCUUACAGAAUCCUUCAACAUAUCAACAGUGUAUAUGUUUUUAAAUCAGCUUAUUAUUCAUCUCAGAUCAUAAUUUUUAAGUUAGAAUGAUAACGUAGUAGAACGAGCGCAUUAAUAUAAUAAACCUGUGAUUAUAGACAGUUAAUCAACAUCUCCUGACCAAUCAGAAGGCAGAAUUCAGGAGCACUGUGGUAUAAUAAUCAUUAUUUGAUGUAUCUCUAUUAUCGUAUGUUGCUUUGCCGUAUUGACGCUUGGGUUUAAUAUGAUUGAUAUAAAUACGUGCUGAUCUCUGACAUGUCUAUGAUGAUUAUGCGGCUGAAGAACUGCCAGAAACUCCAUCCUGACCGCUCUGACAUAACCGCUUUUUUUUUUCCCACAGUAAUCUGCAUGAACUCUGUGUAUCUUUUAUUUUCUCUACUGAAUCAAUAAUGAUAUUUCUUUCAUUUUCUGACAAACAUGUUACCAUGUUACGUUUGGCUUGAUUUGGUUGACUGAACAUGGACUUACUGAACCGGCCACGAACUGCUUGAUCUCGUCUUUGACUGGACCACAUCAAUAAAAAUGUUUUCUGCCUUAUUUUACAAGCUAUAGUGAAUGAAACAUUUGCCUUGAAGCUAACGCUCUUUGAUAUGCAGAUGUACCGUUUGUAAAUGCAGUGGUGUGUGAAGCAUCUUCUCUACAAAGCUGAGCAGUAGAAGAUUUUGUAACGAAUACAGCAUUGAAGUAAAAAUCUUUAUCCACUGAG